This is a messenger RNA of Mus musculus (house mouse), 2978 nucleotides long. It is a transcript of the gene Rbm3, whose product is annotated as RNA binding motif (RNP1, RRM) protein 3. Gene Ontology annotation, biological process: regulation of translation. The transcript has 7 exons. Gene Ontology annotation, molecular function: RNA binding; nucleic acid binding. The record is from RefSeq and is marked validated. Lineage: Eukaryota; Metazoa; Chordata; Mammalia; Rodentia; Muridae. Gene Ontology annotation, cellular component: dendrite; nucleus; cytoplasm. Bases 259 to 723 code for a protein of 154 amino acids.
GCUCCUCUCGAUUCCCGGAAGCGGCGAGGCAAAUUGCUGCCUCCGCCUUCCUCGUCCUCUUCCCAACCCCCCCCCCCCGCUGGCCUCAACCAAUGAGCACGCACGCCAGGGCGCGCUGGGGGACGUUGUGUGACGUCUCGGCUACGCACGCUUUAUCAGGCGUCUUCCCGCGCCGCAGUCUCUCUGUUCUCCCGGUUCCUUCGAGCUCGUCGUCUCUGCCGUCCUCUGACUUUUAAUUUCCAGGACUUGCCUUCUGCCAUGUCGUCUGAAGAAGGGAAACUCUUCGUAGGAGGGCUCAACUUCAACACCGAUGAACAGGCACUUGAAGACCACUUCAGCAGCUUUGGGCCUAUCUCUGAGGUGGUUGUUGUCAAGGACCGGGAGACUCAAAGAUCCCGGGGUUUUGGCUUCAUCACCUUCACAAACCCAGAGCAUGCCUCAGAUGCGAUGAGAGCUAUGAAUGGAGAGUCCCUGGAUGGGCGCCAAAUCCGAGUUGAUCAUGCAGGAAAGUCUGCCAGGGGAUCCAGAGGGGGUGCCUUUGGUGGGCGUGGUCGCAGUUACUCUAGAGGUGGUGGAGACCAGGGAUAUGGAAGUGGAAGAUAUGACAGUCGUCCUGGAGGAUAUGGAUAUGGGUAUGGGCGGUCUAGAGACUACAGUGGCAGAAGCCAGGGUGGCUAUGACCGCUACUCAGGAGGAAAUUACAGAGACAAUUAUGACAACUGAGAUGGGGCAUGCACACAAAAUGUGGAUGAAGACUCAGGAACUUCCCAGAAUACUGCCUCAACCAAUGAGCCAGGCCCAGGUUAUGGGGCACUGGGGCUAAGCCUACCAGGUGGGUACUUGGUCAGAGGAAGGAAGCAUUCUAUGCUGGGCCUUUGGGGAACUGGCAGAACCACAUGCUGCCCUAAAGGUAGGUCAGGGGUGGGGAGGAAGGAAAGCCAGUGUCACUUGAGGUGGUAGUUCAUCAUCAACCACAAAAUGACAAGAGUUGGAUGGUUUUCUAGCUGUGUGUGUAUAUGUAUGUGUAUAGCAGCAACAAAGAACAAAAAUAGUAGCCUCAUAUUUCUGUAACAAUUGUUCUACUUUCCAGAUAGAUAACUGGAGGUAUAUUGUAAUAAUUAGCUUUGCCUUGGUGCUAAUUAUUGCCAGGGAAAGGGCCCAGGAGGUCCACUGCAAAGCUUUAUGGUCAUGCAGACAUUAGUAAAACUCAAAUUUGAGGUCCAAAGCUCCCCAAACACCCAGUGAGAGAUUAAAGGUAGAGCCACAACAGCGGACACCAUAGGCAGAUCACCUUAGUGCUACAAUUAAAGGAUUGCGAUGUCCUUGGGCUUGCUGCAUGCUAGGUUAGCAGUUUUCUAUCAAGAUAUACUCCAGCCUCCAAAACUCAGGUUUUAGGCCCUGUUUCCAGGCUUUCUCAGUUUUAGCAUUUAAAAUGAGAACUGCUUUUUCAGUGGAUUUUAGGGUUUUAAACAGAAAAAUGUUUAAAAUGGAUUAAGUCCCUAAAUAAUGCAGCGACACACUUAGGCCACAUUUUGCAUUGAAAGGCAUACAGGAUAUGUGCUAUCAACCAAUCUUUCCAAAGCAAGCUCUAUAGUUAAUUAGGGCAUGUGAAAACCAGUAUCCUGAUAUUGCAAACUUCCUACCACCUUCUCAGCUACAGUCCUCACCCCUUCACCCUUUGAGGCUAUUCUACAUGGGCCAUAAAAGCUCUAAAAAAAUUCCCACUUCUAGGAUUGAUUGAAGGCAAGAAAAAUAUUGGUGAGACCUGAUGAGAGUUUUAUAAUCACUACCUGUUUAAUUAGCAUGAUUACAGUAAGGCUCUUAAUGUUAUUUUUUGAGGAACUUAGCUUGUUGAAAUUUGGCAUUCCAAAUAAACCUUUUUUGAUACGCUCUUGUAUUUUUUAAAUUCAAGGCAAGCCCUUGAUGUGUGUGAAAAAAAUUUUCCUAUAGAUGAAAGUAGUGUAAGUUUUGGUUAUUUUAACAGAAGUCAGCAUGGCCUAUGAGAAAGCAUUUGUAAGGAAUACAAUACUCUUGUGCAUUGAAAUGUAGAGUCUGUGGGAACCAGUUGCUUUGGUUUAGACUGAUAACUAAAAGCAACAGAUUUUUAGCCAAAAGGAUAACAUUUGUCUCCAGUUUAACCCACUGGGGAAGGGAGCAGAUGACAUCUUAGAAAUUAAGCAGAGUUAGAACAGCUUGACUCAUUCAGCAGACUUGUUUUUGACAGGUGCAUAAAGUAUUAAGUUCUAAAACCUGUCAGAGCAAAGUAGCAUUUUUUGCUUCACUAGGGAUUCAUAGCUAAGCAAGCAGUCUACCAACUUAAUACCCAAAGCUUGGAUUAUUUUUUUAAUUAUUUGAUUUAUAUGAGUACACUGUCAUCUUCAAACCAGAAGAGGGCAUCGUGUAUCCCAUUACAGAUGGUUGUGAGCCACCAUGUGGUUGCUGGGAGUUGAACUCAGGACCUCUAGAAGAGCAGUCAGUACUCUUAACUUCUGAGCCAUCUCUGCAGCCCAGCUUGGAUUUUUUAGAUGGGAACUUAUAUAGCACAGACUGUCUUCCACUCUCCAAGUACUUGAGUCCAUAUUGUUCCUAUAGGCAUUUUAAUUUAGUCCUAAGGUAGUGUACAUUUAAAGUAUUGGACGUGGUUUGCUAACAUACAUAGAAGGUAAUUGUCAUUUUAUUGCAUUCAAACAAUCUGCUUUUGAUAUCUGUGAAAAUGAUUUAUCUACAUAUUUUAAGUGUGUGCUAUAGUAUCACUAUGGUGAUGCUGUCUUCAGGAUGCAAACAGGACUUCAAAUCAAGGAUGAGGUAAGUAUGCUAUCCUUGAGCUAUCUCCCUUUAUUUUUAAGGUCAGAUAUUAUAUCCUUUACUUGUGUUGGGCCCAUUUAUUGGCUUUUGGAAAUUUAUAAAGGAAAUGCAAACUUUUUUGAUAUGCCUCUUCCAAAAUAAUUACUUUUAUUAAAAUAAUUUUAAAAUUUUUU